AUGUAUCAAUUCCUUCCAGAUGAGGACUCCAAUAACAUUUCGCAUUGCUACACUACUUAUAUUCGUGGAUGCCUUCAGUCUAGGAUCCCCUCAAAUGUUAUUGCCGAUCUGCGUAGGACGGUACAGUUGGCCUCAACACCGCAUGCGGCUCUGCAAGGUCUGCUUGCCUACGACGCCACUCCUCCCGACGAAUUCGGCCCUCUGGCACCGCAACCCGGCCCAGGCCAACUGCCCUCCGCCCAGACGACCAGUCCUUUGGCCGAGCGCAUUUUCGUCCUCCGGCUCGUCCACCGCCUCCUCCAAUUGGCUCCCUCUCGUCUUCCCGACUCCCUCCUCGCCCCGUUACUCUCCGUCGCCGCCGAUCCCACCACCAGCCUCGCACGGACUGCCGCAGCCACCGCUCACUCCGGCCUCCGAUCGCAUCAGCUGAUUGGUCUCAAUGCUGUUGUCAUGGAGACCAGUCUGCGUGCUUGUCUCCUUAUUCUUGCCGAAUUGGGUCAGUCCUUGAAUUGGGUUGCUUUUUCGAAGAUAUGA
Molecule: messenger RNA, 534 nt
Organism: Protopolystoma xenopodis
Lineage: Eukaryota; Metazoa; Platyhelminthes; Monogenea; Polystomatidea; Polystomatidae
Source: the annotation of a GenBank genome assembly